UCGUCGGGCGCGCAAGAUGAUCAAGAGCAGACAGGAUUCCUACAUUUUGGGUGUGUUCCUUCUGUGUUUUCUGGUAGUAACCCCAGCGAUACGCUGCUCUGGCGACCUGAAUCGCCAUCGAUUGUUCGUCCAGACCGAUCGCACCCUCUCCUCCAUCAGCAAUCAGAUCAUCGCCCAGGCCACGGAACUGGUGGACAAUGUGGUCGAGGAUCUGCUCGUCCUGGACUCACAGAACACCAUUCUGAUGGGCUACCUGGACAGCUUCGAUGCCUUCACGGCGGUGAGCGGCAACCGAACGCAGGAGAAGCUCAACAGCUUCUACGACGUUGUGGGGGACUACCUCGACUCGGACACCACCGGUGAUCCCCUGCGAUCGUCUACCAUCGAAACGCAGCUGAUUGCCCUGUGCCUGCAGCGCAACGGCUUCGAUCGCUGGAAGCGCACCGUCCAACAGCGGACGAACCAGCUGCAGAAAUUCCUCAACAAAAAGCUGCACAAGCACCUGGACACCCUGGACAAUGAGGAUCGCGUGGCUAUAGAGCGACGCUGGAAGCGUACCCUGGCACGCGGCGGCACCCGACGACUCGAGAAGCUGCGGGAAUUCAUCCAGUGGUUGGGAAAGUUCAGAGAUUAGCGUUUGAUGUGACGUUGGGUAGGUUAUAGGGGUUACGGGCGAGGGACUGCCAUAAAUUAUUUCGUAUUUUAUCUACUGAUAAGGAAAUGUAUAUGUUUAUUGUACAACAUAUAAUCAUGUAUAAUCGUAUGUAAGCAGUGCUCUAUAUCAUGCUCAAACAUCUGCGACAGCGGCGUGUGCAGAUAUUUCUAAUAAAGAUUUUGAUAAGU
Molecule: messenger RNA, 843 nt
Organism: Drosophila obscura
Lineage: Eukaryota; Metazoa; Arthropoda; Insecta; Diptera; Drosophilidae
Exons: 2
Coding region: 17-634 (205 amino acids)
Source: RefSeq, a predicted model, not a curated record